Aphanomyces invadans is the source of this 2471-nucleotide messenger RNA. RefSeq lists its product as hypothetical. The transcript is spliced from 13 exons. The record is from RefSeq and is a predicted model, not a curated record. Gene Ontology annotation, biological process: positive regulation of protein catabolic process; protein polyubiquitination; proteasome-mediated ubiquitin-dependent protein catabolic process. Bases 1 to 2007 code for a protein of 668 amino acids. Lineage: Eukaryota; Oomycota; Saprolegniomycetes; Saprolegniales; Verrucalvaceae. Gene Ontology annotation, molecular function: ubiquitin-protein transferase activity; protein binding.
AUGGGCGCGAUCGCAUCGGCCGGGAAGCGGAGGGUGGUGGAACGGGUGCACGUUGUUGCUGGCUCGGAAGAGAGCGAGUUCGAUCUGGACGAAGAAGAGCGACGCGUCAAAGAGCUUCAGGAACAGAACAAGCAGGUUGUGACGUAUGUGGUCGAGAACCUCUUCCCAUACGCCCCCGUCAGCAUCAAGAUCCAGCGAUUGGACUCGGUCGCGAUGGCGGACGCCCCACCCGCGAAAGAGAAGCGAAAAAUGCACACGUAUUUAUGGAUCACGCUGGACGAGCUUGUGCUCAAGCAGCAAAACGUGCCCCUCGACACGACCGUGAGCUACCCCCUCGUCGUUGCCGUCGACAGCACGGGAAACGCCCAUGUGACAGACCGCAACGGCGGACAGCGGAGGCUCAAGUCGUCGGACCUCGUCGCGCUCGCCACAGCAAAAGUACCGCCACAGCCUCCAGAUCCCGUGUCUUUUCUCGCGGCCACCGGUUGCAGCCUCAAGGUCCAAUGGAAGGAAUCGCCAGGAUCUAUCGUUGACCGGUUUGAAGUGCAGUAUAAGCACUGGAAAGACCUGACAUCCCACAAACCAUGGCUCGUUCUCGUCAACUCGCUCAUGCCGUCCAACACGACGCUGGACAACUUAGAUUGCCACACGGCCUUUGUGUUUCGCGCCAAGUGCCACAACCCGGCGGGAUGGAGCGACUUUAGUGCAGUAAGCGGUCCAUUCACAACACUGGCCGGCGCCCCAGACAAACCGACACCGCCAUUCGCCGCCAUCAUCUCCAACACGUUCAUCCACGUCGGGUGGUCAGCUGCCCCAGACAAUGGGGCGCCGAUCAUGUCGUAUCAUCUUGAGAUGAAAGCUGUCGUGGACGAGAACGCCACGUUUGUGCAGGUGUACGCUGGUCGCGACUGCGGAUAUGUGGUCCCCGGCCUUGCACCAAAAUUCGUAUACAUAUUUCGACUAAAGGCCGUGAAUGCGGUGGGCGACACCGUCUGGGUCGAGUCCAAGCCAGUGCGCACGAAGGAGUUUGCCCGGCCAGAAGUCCAGGAGCUGCCUUCGGAUGGAUCCACCGACAGGUGGGUUGAGUGCUGGGACGGCAAGCAAGAGAAAGUGUUUUUCUUCAACAAGUUUACAUGCCAACGAACCUACGACAUCCCACCAGAGGUGCUAGCAUUGCGCCAAAAGGGUGGCGCCGACGCGGCCGACGAGUCGCCCGAGAUGAUCUUUCGGAAGAAACGAUUCCAUUUUCACCGCGAGUUGCGAGCAUCCGUGCCGUCGUCGACCGUGCCUUUUGAAGUUUCCCUUGCCCGAUCCACUAUGUUCAUGGACACUGUCGCGAGGUUUCAUCGAGCAUCAAAGAAGGAGCUUCAGCUAAAACCCCGCGUGACGUUUGAAGGCGAAGGCGGCAUUGAUUCGGGCGGUCUCACCAAGGAUUGGUACCUCCAAGUGUCCCAGCAGGCUGCCCAUCCUUCCCGCGGGCUCUUUCGACCACUUGACAAGGGUCUGCUCGAAAUCCACCCAGAUGCUGACUCGGCCGACCACUUGAAGCUGUUUCGCUUCCUCGGCAAAUUUUUGGGCAAAGCAAUCUUCGACCGCCAAGUGGUGCAACUGCCCCUGGCGCCUGUGCUGUACAAGCAUUUGGUGGGUCUUUCGAUCACGACGGAAGACUUGGUCGCGAUGGACCCUCAGUUUUACAAGUCGCUCAAGUGGAUCGAAGACAAUGACGUGACGGAUGUGCUCUACGAGACGUUUUCAGUCACUCGUGCCAACAACGUCAUUGUUGACUUAAAGGAGAACGGGCGGAACGUCGAAGUGACCGAGGCCAACAAGAAGGAGUAUGUGGCGCUCAUGAUGCAGUGGCGGACCGAGUUCGCCGUGCGACCACAGCUGGAUGCACUACUCAAUGGCCUCCACAUGCUCUUGCCGGCGUCGUUGCUCCAUGCGUUUGAAUGGCGUGCGUUCUCCUCCCGGGCAGACUCUCGGAGGAUGCUUUAUAACAGUGUUUGACAGGGGAACUGGACCUUCUCCUGAACGGCAACCCCUUGAUUGACGUCGACAUGAUGCGGUCGAACGUGCAGUUUCAAGGCGGCUACGACGCCAAUGCCCAAGUGAUUCUGUGGCUAUGGCAGGCCCUGCGCACAUGGGACAACCCAAAGCGCCAGCAGUUUCUCAAAUUUGCCACAGGCAGCCCAUCGAUUCCCCUGGACGGGUUCGAUCCGCCGCUGACGAUCACCAAAUCGGACCUCGAACCGACAGCCCUCCCCAGAUCCCACACGUGCUUCAACCAACUCGUGCUACCGGAGUACGAGUCGCUCGGUAUCCUCGCCGACAAAAUAACGUUUGCGAUGCAAAACACAGAAAGCUUUGAGCUGAGCUAGACAGACCCACCGAGUUGAUCGAUAGCAAGUUGUGCCGAGUUGUUUGGUGUCGAGUUGUUUGGAGUGAAACACCGUGUGGACCGAUGUCCGUGC